CCACCCCGGAGCUUUCCAGUACCCGGAGUUGACUUAAUGGGCAGUCAAAUGAGUCAGGUUACCCUCUCACAGCCCUAGUGUUAACAAAGAAAAUCUCAGCAGUUAGACUCUAUUAGCGCCCACUGGGGCUAACUCCACCUACUUUGCGCUUCAGGGUAGAGGAUCCGGACUACAGAGAUAUACAAAAUAAAACGUUCAUAGAUCACGGAGUGUGAUUGGCCCGGCCUAAUAAACAAAUGCAUCGGUGUGGUCAGUGCUUUUUAUAAGGGCGGACCGAAAAGGAGAAACGAAACCGAAAAAAUCUUAUAUUUUACUAACAACACUGACAAGUCGGCCUGGAAUAAAUUCUCCGAAAUUCGCAGUACACUGGCAGAGCAUCUCCGUACGACGGGACUGAUCAUUUAACCGAAGAAAGAACCUGAGGAAGUCGGAACUUUACAAUUGUCGAUUUAUGUCGGAAUACGCGAUGUCUUACAACUAUUCUGAAGAACCUAAGCCUGGAGAUCUAAUUGAAAUCUUUCGUACUGGUUAUAGUCACUGGGCUUUGUAUUUGGGAAAUGGUUAUGUUGUCCAUCUAGCACCUCCAUGUGAAAUUGGUGGUGCCACAGCAUCCAGCAUUGUGUCCGUGUACUGUGAAAAGGCGAUAAUUAAGAAGGAACGUCUCUGUGAUGUGGUGGGAGAUAGCCAGUACCGUGUUAACAACAAGUAUGAUAAAAAGUACGAUCCUCUUCCUGUUGACAUAAUUCUGAAGAAAGCAAAAGAAGCCAUAGGUGAAGAGGUCCCGUAUGACCUAAUGAGUCAAAACUGUGAGCAUUUUGUCACACGCCUGCGAUAUGACAUCGAAAAGAGUGAACAGAUUGACUUUGCCAAGGCAGCACUGGGAACUGCAGCAGGAGUUCUUGGCGUUAUUGGAAUUGCUGGAGCUAUUGCAUACAUGUUUUCGAAAAAUGAACGACAUCGAGAGAAGUAGCUCAUUUUGGAAAGAUGCGAUGCUUCAGUGUAAUAUGUUCAAUAAGCUAAUGUGCCAUUGCUACUGUAAUAUAUUUAACAAGGCUACAACAAAGUAAAAACUAUUUUUAGUGGUGCAAUAUUGACAUUUUCUUUAAAUUGUGUGGUUAUAUAGCUUGUUUUUAAAUGUAAUAAAAGCAAAUUAUGCUUAACCACAGGCACACGUAUUUAAUAUUGAUAUUAGAUAUGAAUUAAUAUUUGUAUUGAAACUUCAAGAUGUUUUUUAUUUUUAUGUACAUAAAUUAAAACUCAAUUGUUUCAGGUGCUUACUUUUAUCUGACAUAUAUCGCAUAGUACUGCUUUUGAAUUAUUAGCUGUGUCUAUGGAUAUCAUUCUUUGGAAUAUGUUAAGACAUCAUAUAUUUGUUUUACAGAAUAAGGAUUCACAUUUGUGUCUUUACAUAAAGCAUUACUACCUUUUAAAAAACAGACUUUUGUUUGUGCAAAAAUAGUCACUUUUUUAUUAGUAAGUAGUAUAUCAAAACAUUUAUCAAUAUUUCAUAACAAGUAACAAGUUAGGGGUUGGUCCUAAAUUCCAAAUGAAACUAUGGGGUUGUAAUAUUUUAUACUAAUGCAAUGUUUAUUGCUAUAGUUAUAGCUUAUUUUCAUGUUAACUCAGUGACAGUUGAUGUGAAUACAAUCUGACUUUUUACCUGUAACAGUUAACAGUUAUUAAAAGUUUUAUUUAUACAGCUUCA
Polypterus senegalus (gray bichir) is the source of this 1705-nucleotide messenger RNA. RefSeq names its product phospholipase A and acyltransferase 3-like. Gene Ontology annotation, biological process: N-acylphosphatidylethanolamine metabolic process. Lineage: Eukaryota; Metazoa; Chordata; Cladistia; Polypteriformes; Polypteridae. Bases 452 to 970 code for a protein of 172 amino acids. The transcript has 4 exons. Gene Ontology annotation, molecular function: A2-type glycerophospholipase activity; glycerophospholipid phospholipase A1 activity. Gene Ontology annotation, cellular component: cytoplasm. The record is from RefSeq and is a predicted model, not a curated record.